AUGUCCAACAAACGGCCCAGAGACCAAGCUUCCAUUGCCUCGCUGAAGACAAUUCUAGGUGAUAUACCAGUACAGACGAUUGAAAAUUUAUUGCAUCGCUCCAACAACGAUGUGGAAGUCGCUGUAAACUUGUACUUUACUGAACCGCAGCAAACACCAACACAACCUUCAGUAACAGCAACAUCCUCAUCAGGAGCAACAUUGAUAACACCUACAGCUUCAUCCAUGGAUACAUCCAACUUAAGGUACUAUAUUGGAGAUAUGGUAAUCACUGGUUGGUCGUUGGUCAAAGGACGAAGCCCAGUCAAUGAAGGUGAUUCGAUAACGAUUGUGAGAGACAGAGUAGGAACAGCGUCCAAUGCUAACAGAAUUGUUCGAUUUGCGCAUGAUGGAAGAGAAGUUGGACGACUACCGAGAGAUGUAGCUAACUAUGUAUCAGUAUUAUUGGAUCAAGAUAUUUGUCAGUUUGAGGGAGACGUCGUGUAUUGUUCACCUAUCCUCAAGAUUGGCGAAGACAUACUAUUGACCAUUCGCUGUUAUAUCACUGCAACGGGUAUGCACAGUGCUUCGUUUAUAUCCAACGGCAUACAGCAAGCGAAAAGAAAAGACAAAUCAAUGCAUCGACAUGAGAUACCCGCAGCAAGAAAGAUGGCCUUGCUGCAAAUGUUUAGAAAUCUCGGAUUAAAACCAGUUAGAUCAGCAAUCCAAAAGAUGAAUGUGGCAGGCAGUGAUGAGCCCUGGGAUGCAUUGAUACAGUCAGUGGCGGCGGCUGAUGUUAAUGAAACUAAGAUUGACCCCUCCUCGCAGGACCAAGCGUUGGAAGGCGAUGAUGGGGAGGAGAAGAAGGCCAUCACCGACGAUCAACUGGAUACCAUCUACGAGAAGGCUCAGAUGUUUGAUUCUCAAAUUAAACCUGCGGAUACACCAAGCACAAUGGCGCUCGAACUGAAGGAAUACCAAAAGAGAGCGCUUGCAUGGAUGUUUAACAAGGAAUCCUACGAGCAUGAUGACGGAGAUUUGGAUAUGCGUGCAAUGCAUCCACUAUGGGAGGAAUACACUUUGCCUGGAGAUUUCGUUGAUGAGCACAGAUUCUUUUACUUUAGUCCAUACAGUGGCGAGCUUAGUUUAGAGUUUCCUGAAUCCAACAAGCAAGAACGAGGUGGUAUUUUAGCUGAUGAAAUGGGCCUUGGAAAGACCAUUGAGAUGCUCAGUUUGAUCCACUCCAAUCGAUACACACCCGACAAAUCACAAAAAUCCACCAUAUUUGGCAAAAAGGCACACUCUUCGCCUACAACGCUCAUCGUUUGUCCUGUGUCGCUACUAGCUCAAUGGCGAGAUGAGAUUAUACGAGGAUCUAAACCAAACACGAUUACAGUGGAGAUAUUCUACGGCGAUGUGCGCACGGGUACAUCUAUCAGUCGACUCUGUAAUUGGGAUGGCACUGCGCCUGAUGUCUUGAUCACAACAUAUGGCACCAUUGUGUCCGAAUGGAACAAAACACAGGAAAAGAAAUCGCAUGAUUCAGUAAUUUUCAGUAUCUCGUAUUGGCGAGUUGUCCUGGAUGAAGCACAUCAGAUCAAAAACAAAGCCACUCGAACAUCACAAGCAUGCCGCGAUAUCAGGGCAAAGCGACGCUGGGCACUCACUGGCACACCUAUCCAAAACAAGCUGGAUGACCUUUUCGCACUUGUGCGAUAUCUCCAUUAUGAACCUUGGGCCAACAGCACAUUUUGGAAGACAUUUAUCACAAUUCCUUUUGAAAAGCAAGACCCCAGUGCGCUAUCCGCUGUACAAACAGUGUUGGAACCUAUUGUUCUGCGUCGCACCAAAGCAAUGCGUGAUCACAAAGGCCAGCCUAUGGUGCCGUUGCCUCCAAAAACAAUCAACAUUGAGUACCUCUCAUUCAAUGCGCAUGAACAAGACAUUUAUGAUGCUAUUUACAACGAUUCUCACACAAAGUUUUCCUACUAUUGUGAAGCGGGUCGAGUGGGGAGCAAUUAUGCCUCUAUUUUCCAGUUAUUGACACGAUUACGGCAGACCUGUUGUCAUCCCUAUCUGGCACUACAAAGCAAGGAAGCUGUGCAAGAAGGCAUUAGGGCAUCUCAAGAAGGCGGAAAAAUAUCGUUGGAAAGGCUAAUCGAAACCAAAAGCAGCGAUAGUCUAAGUCAAAUGUCAUCGCAAGGUAAUAGCAAUUAUGGAUUGAACGUGCUACAAAAUAUGCUGGCCAUGGAGCGAAAAUCAAAUGUAUCGUCAUCAUCCAACGACAAUGAAUCGUCUGCAGUAGAGACACCGAGCGACGAUACGCCCAUGUCAGAUGAAUGUCAAAUUUGCUUUGAAACUGUCGACUCCAUGAUUUGCUUGCCCUGCAUGCAUUUUGCCUGUAGACCUUGUGUGAUGGAUUACUUUCAGAAAAAGGAAGACGAAGGGCUACCGGGCGAAUGUCCAGUGUGCAGACAUGGUCCUAUUCUGCAAAGCCAAUUACUAGAAUUCGCGCAACAAAAAACUCCUUCGCCAGAGUUUGAAAGCCAAGGCACCGGCGACAACGACAUGUCCACACCGCUUGCUUCCAAAAGCACAGUGAAAUAUGAUAUACAAAAAGCAGUGGGUGGAUACAAGGCGUCGACCAAGAUGAGUGCCUUGAUUCGACAUUUACGACAAAACAAAAAAGAGAAUCAUAAAACGGUAGUCUUUUCUCAAUUCACCAGUUUCCUGGAUCUGAUAGGCGACUCACUCAAUCGAGAAGGCAUUCAUUUUACACGACUGGAUGGAUCAAUGCCUCAGUCAAAGAGAGAAAAGGUGCUUGCCGACUUUGCGCGAGAAGAUGGUCAAGCAGAUGUCUUGUUGAUUAGCUUGAGAGCGGGUGGCGUGGGGCUAAACUUGACAUGUGCCAGUCGAGUAGUAAUGAUGGAUCCCUGGUGGAACUUUGCGAUUGAAUCCCAAGCCAUUGAUCGAGUGCAUCGUCUGGGUCAAUUGAAUGAAGUUGUGGUGACUAGAUUUGUCAUGCGAGACAGUGUGGAAGAACGCAUCCUGGAGAUUCAAAAUCGAAAGCAUGUCCUGGUUAAUGAAUUGUAUAUGUCAAGAGAGCAAGCCAAGAACAGAAAGCUGGAUGAUUUGCAAAUCCUGUUUAGAAAGAGUGGAAAAUUGUAA
This is a messenger RNA of Mucor velutinosus, 3147 nucleotides long. RefSeq lists its product as uncharacterized. The transcript has 6 exons. Gene Ontology annotation, cellular component: nucleus. The record is from RefSeq and is a predicted model, not a curated record. NCBI's taxonomy places the organism in Eukaryota, Fungi, Mucoromycota, Mucoromycetes, Mucorales, Mucoraceae. Gene Ontology annotation, molecular function: ATP-dependent chromatin remodeler activity; hydrolase activity, acting on acid anhydrides, in phosphorus-containing anhydrides; ATP binding. Gene Ontology annotation, biological process: DNA repair. Bases 1 to 3147 code for a protein of 1048 amino acids.